Messenger RNA from Periconia digitata, 2176 nucleotides. NCBI's taxonomy places the organism in Eukaryota, Fungi, Ascomycota, Dothideomycetes, Pleosporales, Periconiaceae. The record is from the annotation of a GenBank genome assembly.
AUUUUAUAUAUAAUUGAGAGACAAUCGCUCUUUACCUUCACCCAAGAUCUCAUCAUCAUUGCACUACAUCAAAUCACAGCCAGAAAGAAAAAGAAGAAGCAAUUUCUAUACAUCCUCACAAUGACAUCUCGAACAAAAAACUCCAAUCUUCUAAUCUCCCUAGUCGACGCAUACAGCAAAGAAGAGCCACCCCGUGUCUGGGCCAUGCUCCCAAACGACGAUGACGAUUUAUCCAGGGGAUUCAGGGACGUGACUUAUAGACAGCUUUCUAAUGCUGUUAACCAUGCUGCUCAUUGGCUUCUGCAGAGUCUCCCACCGGCCGUUGAGCCCUUCGGGACCGUAGCGUAUGUUGGACCGAAGGAUAUCCGACAUUCUAUUGUUGCGCUUGCAGUGGGGAAGCUCAGAAGGAAAGUAUUGCUUCCUUCGCCUUUUGCGUCUACGAAGGCAAAGUCUCAUUUAUUGGGACUUUCGAAAGCAGAUGUUCUUCUCUACGGUGAUUCUUCUUUCAAAGAAGGCGUUGAAGCUACUGUAGCAGGUGUGGAGGGCUCGAAGCCUGCUCUUAUCAAACUACCGGGGUUGCCAACUUUCCUUACGGAUGACAUUGCAGAGCACAUCCCUUAUACGAGAACGUGGGAUGAAGUAAAGUUGGAGCCUUGGAUUAUUCUCCAUACUUCAGGAACGACAGGCCUGCCCAAGCUCGUCCCAUACACACACCAGAUGUUGGCUGCUCUCGACACGGCAAAGUUCAUGCCUGAUGCGAACGAAGAUAAUAUUCUCACACACUUUGCAAACAGAAGAUGGUACACUCCCCUUCCAACACUCCACGUGGUCGGCAUGCUACUUUCCCUCCAAGUAACAAUCUACCACAAUGCCAUCCUCGUCGCCGGUCCUUCCGGCACAGGCGGCCAAGCAACUCCUCAAACCGCUCUCUCAGUUCUCAAACACGCAAAAGUUCAAGGCGCGCUUCUUCCCCCCUCACUGAUCGACAGUCUCGUCGCAACUCCCUCAGGUCUGGACGCGCUACGCGAUCUCGAAUAUCUCUACUUUGCAGGCGCACCCAUGAAGCCCUCCACAGCCCACACACUCAUCAACGAAAACAACGUCACGCUCAAACCCGGCAUGGGCUCCACCGAAGCUGGACUCUACUGGAUGCACGACACUGACGAAUGGGAGUACUAUUCUUUCCGACCAGCUAUGGGAAUCGAGUUCCGCAAAAGGACAGCAGAGUUGUAUGAAUUGGUGUUUGUGCGCCAACCAGAAUGGGAGAGAUAUCAGCUCGUUUUCCACAUUCAUGUCGAGUUGGCAGAGUUCCCUACGAAAGAUUUAUUCUCCCCUCAUCCGAACAAACCUGGGUUCUGGAAAUACGUAGGGCGCACGGACGAUAUGAUCGUUUUCUCGCACGGCGAGGAUCUUUAUGCCGCGGGUGUGGAAAAGGUCAUUUCCUCUUGUCAAGCGGUAAAAGGCGUGCUUGUAGGCGGGCAAGGACGAGCGAAGCCCUUCUUACUAGUAGAGUGGAUCCCAGAAGUUGGGGAUGAGGAGAAGACGUUGGAGAGGUUGUGGCCGUUUGUGGAGAAAGCGAAUGGGGAUUGUUCUCCGCUGGUGAGGUUGACGAAGGAUUUGUGCUUUUCUGUUCAAGGAGGAAAGGAGUUUGUGAGGACUAUUAAAGGGACUGUUGCAAGGAGGGAGACGGAGGAUGCUUUUGCGGAGGAGAUAGAGAGGCUUUAUGCGGAUGAUAGUUAAGUUGAAGUAGCGGUCAUGAUGGGUUACUUCCAUAUUUUCCCUUGUAUUUUUGGUCUUUCUUGGCCACUGUUUCUACCGUUUAUUUAUCUAUGCGAUGGUGAUUUUCAUAUUAUACUAUAUCGCUUGUAAUGCGUGAUUUAUUGCUGUCAACUACGUGCGGCGCGCAGCUUGUACGUCUUGGUAGCUCCAACGACAAAUAACAAAGCAGACAUUGAAGAAUCAAUUUCCAUGUCACGUAGAGUUGAACUUUGAACAGUUUUCUUGAUCUUGCCUGAAUCGUGCGUGAAUGCUGACAUACAAGGGUACCACGCGUAGACUGUGUGACCAAGUAAGUCUAGGGAGGGCAGGGCUAAGCUCUUCAGCCUUCACCCAAUGUCACGCUUUGUUUACAACACAACUUCCGACUAUUAACGUCCAAUCACACGCUCGCGCUUCU